Varanus komodoensis (Komodo dragon) is the source of this 1608-nucleotide messenger RNA. It is a transcript of the gene BEND4, whose product is annotated as BEN domain containing 4. Gene Ontology annotation, molecular function: DNA binding. The transcript has 5 exons. Bases 1 to 1608 code for a protein of 535 amino acids. The record is from RefSeq and is a predicted model, not a curated record. NCBI's taxonomy places the organism in Eukaryota, Metazoa, Chordata, Lepidosauria, Squamata, Varanidae.
AUGCUGAUGGAGGAAGCGAUGCAGCCGGCGGCGGAGGAGGGCCCCAGCGUGGCCAAGAUCUACAAGCAGCAGCGCAGCCCGUACAGCGUCCUCAAGACCUUUCCCAGCAGCAGGAGACCGGCGCUGAGCAAGCGUUACGAGCGACCCACCAUGGUGGAGAUCCCGCAGGUCAGGGCGGGCGUCGGGCACCACCAGCAGCAGCACCCCCACCACCACUUCCAGCCGCUGCCGGCCGCCUCCUCCUCGUCGUCCGCCGGCGAGCACCAACAGCCGCCUUACCAAACGCACGGCUCCUACCCCGGCGGUAGAGCCUCCUCGCAGGGCCAUCCCCCCCGGACUCCAGCUCCGCAGCUGGGACAUCAGGCGGCUCCGGCCGCUUCUUCCUCCUCUUCCUCCUUCUCGGCCAGGUACGGCCACAGCCACCAGGGGGCAGCAAGUAGCAGCAGCAGCGAGGGAAGCGGUAGUAGCACCGGCAGCCUGGAACUGAGCGCAGAGAGCCGUGUGAUUCUGGACGCCUUUGCCCAGCAGUGCAGCCGGGUGCUUAGUCUUUUAAACUGUGGUGGAAAACUUCUGGAGAACAGUCGCUCUCACACCUUGGCUUCCUGCGUGAAGCAGGAGGGCAUGAGCUUUAACGAGAGACCAGAACAGUGCCAGCUUGGGAAAAUGGUCCAUAGUCAGACGUCCGACAACCUAGACCUAGAGUUGCAGUACAUGCACAAGAAGCAGCAAACCUCUGCUUUUCUGAGGGUAUUUACUGAUUCUCUGCAAAACUAUUUGCUUUCUGGAAGCUUUCCUUCUCAGAACACUUCCUCCAUGAGCGAUUUUGGCCACCUGGCAGACGUAGAUCCACUCUCAACCUCUCCAGUGCACACUUUAGGUGGGUGGACCUCCCCAGCAACCUCCGAGUCCCAUGGUCACCCAUCAUCUUCUACCCUUCCAGAGGAGGAAGAGGAGGAAGAGGAAGGUUACUGUCCUCGAUGCCAAGAGCUAGAGCAAGAGGUCAUUUCAUUACAACAGGAAAAUGAAGAACUCCGAAGGAAGCUGGAGAGCAUCCCAGUGCCCUGCCAGACGGUUCUAGAUUACUUGAAGACUGUACUUCAGCACCAUAACCAGCUAAUGAUUCCGCAGCCAGUGGAGCAGCCGGCUGAGGGGAGCAAGCAGUUGCUGAACAACUACCCCGUGUACAUCACUAGCAAACAGUGGGACGAGGCUGUAAACUCCUCAAAGAAAGAUGGGCGGCGGCUCCUUCGCUACCUCAUUCGAUUCGUCUUCACAACCGAUGAGCUUAAGUACUCGUGCGGCCUUGGAAAAAGGAAAAGGUCAGUGCAGUCAGGAGACACUGGUCCUGAAAGACGUCCUCUGGAUCCAGUAAAAGUAACAUGUCUCAGAGAAUUCAUUAGGAUGCACUGCACGUCCAACCCAGAUUGGUGGAUGCCUUCUGAAGAACAGAUCAACAAGGUGUUCAGCGAUGCCGUGGGACAUGCUCGGCAAGGGCGUGCGGUGGGGACGUUCCUUCAUAACGGGAACUCGUACUAUGAAGGGAUUGACCAGCACAGCUCACAAGAUGAUCUUUUCAGUAGGGGUGUCCAUGAUGGGACUGGAGACUGA